UUGGAAAACUGCUUCAUGGAAACACGGAGUGAACAGGAUUCAUUUAAUGAAAUUUUACUCUUUUUUCCAAUUAUGUCCUCAUCUUUUAACCUUGACCCAGAUAGGGUUUUAUUAUUCUCAGCUUCUCUCUUCCAGUCUUCCCAGCCUCCUCUACCGUCAAAACUCAAAACACCUUCUUCCCAUCGAUCGAUCUCUCCUGUGUCUUCAAAACCCGAUUCCGUCGCUCCUCCGCCACACGCCCCAAACCCAAAGCAUUCCCGGACCUUCUUCAACCUCCUUUCGUACUUGAUUGUUUAUGCUCAUGCAUAUACAUAUGAGUAUCAGUAUAAUAUGCUUUUUGGUCUAGCUGCAAAAAUGGCUAAAGAGCCAUUAAGACUUCUGGUUAUGGAUUCGGUGAUUUCUCUCUUUCGAGUGGAUGUUACUGGAAGAGGAGAACUUGGAGAUCGCCAGCAAAAACUUGCACAUAUGCUUUCCCUUUUAAUAAAGAUUGCUGAGGAAUUCAAUGUUGCUGUCUACAUGACAAACUACGUAUAGCUGAUCCCGGUGUAUAUUGUAAUACUGCUAUUGUUCUGAUAUCAUUAUGGUGGUUGUUGUCACUGGAAAACAUUAUUUACUGAAUUUUGGUAUUGAUAUGGUUUUUCAAAUGAGAGUUUUAUUUUGGUAUUGACUGAAAUCAUGGUUUGUGUUAUGUUUUGUUUGGUUAGUAUGUGUAUAUAUGUAGACGCCAAUCCCUUGUCAAAUUAUUUCAAAUUUGAAACACAAAGAUCUCUUAAUUAUUAAAUUACUCUAUCUGAGUUCAUUGUAGUCCAAGUAGAUAGAUAGUUCCAAAGAUGAAAAUGUUGGCUCACUAUGCAAAAGAGGAAGAUGAUGAUGAAGUCCA
Molecule: messenger RNA, 880 nt
Organism: Rosa rugosa (rugosa rose)
Lineage: Eukaryota; Viridiplantae; Streptophyta; Magnoliopsida; Rosales; Rosaceae
Exons: 5
Coding region: 16-534 (172 amino acids)
Biological process (GO): DNA recombinase assembly; chromosome organization involved in meiotic cell cycle; reciprocal meiotic recombination
Cellular component (GO): condensed nuclear chromosome
Molecular function (GO): double-stranded DNA binding; ATP-dependent activity, acting on DNA; DNA strand exchange activity
Source: RefSeq, a predicted model, not a curated record